Molecule: messenger RNA, 5467 nt
Organism: Myxocyprinus asiaticus (Chinese sucker)
Lineage: Eukaryota; Metazoa; Chordata; Actinopteri; Cypriniformes; Catostomidae
Gene: tpte
Product: transmembrane phosphatase with tensin homology
Exons: 20
Coding region: 498-2033 (511 amino acids)
Biological process (GO): protein dephosphorylation; monoatomic ion transport; transmembrane transport
Cellular component (GO): membrane; cytosol
Molecular function (GO): protein tyrosine phosphatase activity; phosphatidylinositol-3,4,5-trisphosphate 3-phosphatase activity; monoatomic ion channel activity
Source: RefSeq, a predicted model, not a curated record
ACCGCUCGUUGAUACUGAUUUUGUGUGCCCUCAGUGCGCAUCAGGAAGUGGAGAAACCGCUACGUCUGCAACAGGAGAAGAGAGGAGAAGGGGGCGGCCUGAGUGUGUAUGGAAGAAAUAAGAAAACUACGGCCAACCUUUGAACCUCCUUCCUUUGUAAAACCAAAAAUCACGAGACAGUCAGUGUUCGUAAAGAAAAUCAGGGGAGAUGAAACGCAGAAAAGCUGUCGGAGGAAUGUGUGUUUUUGAAGAGAGCUGAAAAGAGAAAAGCUGCAAGCAAAGCAAAGGGAAGGAAAACAGUUUUCCCGGAUGUGCUGUUCGAAACCUUCUGGUUACAGAUUAUUACCAUCAACUUUGGGAUUAGUGAUCCAUGGAAUAUUAAACAGGAAAAGAAGUCCUCAGUCCACAUCUGAAACCUUGAAUCUGUACCUUCGGAGGAUUUAUAGGUGUAAAAGAGAAAUUUAAAAACCUUGCAACUUUCCCUUAAAAAAAAAAAAAUGACGUCAGUGCAUUUUACCCCUGGGUUAGAUUCUAAGGAAGUUAAUGGUAAUGGAGUGAAAGAGGAGGCAGAGGUGCAGAUCGAUGAUGGAAAGGAAGAGAGUGGGGAGCCAGACACCAAGUACCAGCGUGUCCGAAAGACAAUAGCUCCUUUUGUGAUGUCCUUUGGAUUUCGUGUUUUUGGCCUGGUACUAAUCAUCGUGGACAUUGUUCUGGUCAUUGUGGAUUUGUCCUUUUCCAACAAGAGCCGUGAAGUGGGAAGCGCACUGGAGGCCGUUUCCCUCGCCAUCUCCUUUUUUUUCCUCAUUGAUGUGCUGCUCCGUGUUUAUGUGGAAGGAUUCAAGGUGUAUUUCAGCUCAAAGCUGAAUAUUAUGGAUGCUGUUAUUGUAGCCAUUACGCUGGUAGUCACCAUGAUCUACACAUUUUCCGAUCUCUCAGGAGCCAGCCUAAUUCCCAGGGCUGUCACAUUCCUGAGAUCUCUUAGGAUCGUUAUCUUGGUACGCAUCUUCAGAUUGGCCUCUCAGAAGAAAGAGCUUGAAAAAGUUACCAGGAGAAUGGUGUCAGAAAACAAAAGACGGUACCAAAAAGAUGGGUUUGAUCUGGACCUCACAUAUGUCACAGAAAGAGUCAUUGCCAUGUCCUUUCCAUCUUCUGGUAAGCAGGCACUCUAUCGGAACCCCAUCAGAGAGGUUGCUAGAUUCCUGGACACCAAACAUCCGGAUCACUACAAGGUGUAUAAUCUCUGUAGUGAAAAGGGUUACGACCCACAAUUCUUUCACUAUAGAGUAGAGCGUGUUAUGAUAGAUGACCAUAAUGUGCCGUCGCUUGAGGACAUGCUGCGUUACACAGCCAGUGUUAGGGAGUGGAUGGCAGCAGAUUCGAGGAAUGUGAUUGCCAUUCAUUGCAAAGGAGGAAAAGGACGAACCGGGACUAUGGUGUGCACGUGGCUCAUUGACAGUGACCAGUUUGAGAGUGCACAGGAGAGUUUGGACUACUUUGGGGAAAGACGGACUGAUAAAAAUAUGAGUUCAAAGUUCCAAGGUGUUGAAACUCCCUCUCAGAGCAGGUAUGUUGGGUACUAUGAGAUCAUGAAGAACCAAUACAACCGUCAGCUGCCACCUCAGAAGAGCCUGAAGAUAAAGAGCAUUCGAAUUCACUCCAUUGCAGGUGUAGGAAAGGGUAACGGGAGUGACCUAAAAGUGAGGAUCAUAGUGAAAGGAGAACUGGUCUUUCAGAGUGUUUGUGCCAAACAGGAGAACUGUGCAAUGUUUCCUGACACUGGCAACAAUGCAGUGGUGAUCAGUUUACAUGAAGGGCCUGUUGUAACUGGUGAUGUAAAGGUCAUGUUUGAGUCCUCUGCUGGUCUGCCAAAGGGGUACGAGGACUGUCCAUUCUAUUUCUGGUUUAACACCUCCUUUGUAGAGAACAACAGGCUCCAUCUCUCAAGGGAAGAGUUGGACAAUCCACACAAAUCUAAGACUUGGGACAUCUAUAAGGAGGACUUUGGUGUGACAUUGUCUUUUACUGACCCUUGAUGAGAUUGCUACACACUGGGCCAUGAAUUACUUGUAAUGAUGUGUAAUUGUUUACCUUUUUUGUACUCUCUUAAAAAUGGUAAAGUGAUAUAAAGGGGUGGUGCUUAUAUAUCUAUGGAAGUAUUUUAAAAGGCAUGCUGAAGUGCACUAAAUAAAAAAUAAAUGCAUUGCAUUAACAGUGUUUAAUUUGGGAAUGCAAUUUCAGAUUUUUGGAUUUAAGCUGUGAAUAUUUCAAUUGAAAACAUUUCACACAAAAUUUCACCAUUACAAAUUCAGUAAUAAAUAUUCACCUUCCAAAAUAUUCCGAUUUUUUUUUUUUUUUUUUUAAAUGUCAUUUUUAUUUUAGUAAUAUUCAGUCUGUAAUGUUUUGCUUUGCAAAUUCACCUUUUAAAUUUCAGUGGUUACAUUUCAGUUGGAAAUCAACAGUAUUAAUGCCGAUACACAAUCUUCACUUGCUAGCUACUAUGCUUCACCACUGUUGAGUUUCAAACCGAAUUUUAACACUGAAAUUUUAGAUGCAAAUUUGCUAAGCAGAAUAUAAUGGACAGAAUAUUAAAGGUGCUGUAUGCAGUUUUUUUUUUCAUGGAAAGGUAUGCAAAAAAUUUUCCUAAUCCCUGAGAGAUAUUAAUGAAAUAAAUGUUGUAAGAUAUCUCACCUGUCUCUGUGACAGCUGUAGACUUUGUAAACAACAAACAAAAAUGUGACCGCAGACAGUGACACUUUCAAUCAUUUUGCACAUUUUCAUAGUUUUGUGGUUGCAGCGAAUUAUUGAGGCUUACUGACAAUUUUAAGCCUUGUUGUUCAUAACAGUUGUCAGUAGAGGGCACUAUUUUACUGCUGUUGUUUUUAACCGUUUCUGCACAAUGUUGAAGAUUUGUUAUCUUUGGAGUGUGGGGUUUUGGAAAGGUCCAACGGCUCAGUCUCGUGGAAGGUAAAUUUUUCUUAUUAGAUUUUUAAUAACAUUUUGUGUGAAAUGAUUUCAGUUGAAAUAUUAAUAGCUUAAAUAUACAACCACAUGAAACUGCAUCCCCCAAAAAUGCAAGCACUGUUAAUGCAAUGUGUUUAUUUUUCAAUUAGUGCAAUUCAGUGUACUUUUUUGUUUCAAAGACAUUUUUCAUUAAUAUACUUCCAUAUCCCUCUUAAUGUAUACUGAUGAUAAACUACAAACUGAAUCCAAUGUAAACACUCCAGAUAAACCUACAGAUAUAACAGAAAUGUGAUAUGAACGGGAUUUUUUUGUUUGUUUUUGUGUAUGAAAUAUCUUUGUCAUCAUAUGUUUAAGCUUUAAAAAGGAAACAAAUAAUCAUAUUUUCCCAGUUGUCUUUUUUUUAUUUUAUUUUUUAAGAAAUGCACAAAUUUAGAAUUUUCAGUAUAGAGAAAUUGAACAAGUACCUGAAAGGGAUAGUUCACCCCAAAAUUAAAAUGAUCUCAUCAUUUACUCACUCUCAUGCUGUCCCAGAUGUGUAUAACUCUUUCUUCAGCAGAACACAAAUGAAGAUUUUUAGAAGAAUAUUUCAGCUCUGUAGGUCCUUACAAUGCAAGUGAAUGGUGACCAGAUAUUUGAAGCUCCAAAAAUCACAAAGGCCACAUAGCUAAAAGUAAUCCAAAUGACUCCAGUGGUUAAAUCCGCCUCCUCAGAAGUUAUACGACAAGUGUGCGUGAGAAACAAAUCAAUAUUUAAGUCCUUCUUUACUAUAAGUCUCUACUUUCACUUCAUGUGAAAGUGAAACUAAACAGGCACCACAUGUGACUUUCAGAUGUGAAUAUGAAAGUGGAGAUUUAGUGAAAAAGGACUUGAUCUGUUUCUCACCCACACCUAUUAUAUCGCUUUUAAAGAUAUGGAUUUAACCGCUUGGACCUUCAGAUUUCUGGCCACCAUUCACUUGCAUUGUGAGGACCUACAGAGCUGAGAUAUUCUUCUAAAAAUCUUAAUUUGUGUUCCGCAGAAGUCAGUCAUACACAUCUGGGAUGGCAUUAGGGUUAAUAAAUGACUUGAAAUUUAUUUUGGGGUGAAAUAUCCCUUUAAGAAUGAAUAGCAACACUCUUGCAUGUUUGACUUUUUUAUAUUGGUGGUUCUAGUUGGUUUUGUCAGUAGUUUUAAAUGGUUCUCUUCUCUGGAUAUAAUGAGUACACAGAAAUAAACAAGUACGCUGUCUUUAAAGCUAACACCUGCUAAAGUGGAAAAUUAAAUACUUCAACCUUUGUAGUUAGGAAACUUAUUUAUGUGCAUUGUUUGAGCCGAUUAAAGCUGUUGUUAUUUUUUAGAAAUACCACACAUAAAAUGUCCCUACUACCUGACAGAUGUCGGUAGAAUAGGCGUCUUGAGAAAUCCCACUUGUCUGUAAAUUGCUAGUUGCUAGUGGCAGCGUUAGUUCACAGAAUGGGUAUGUUAUUUGCUAUGCCCCCUUGUGGUACUUCCCCGCAUUGCAUCCAUUUGUUAGUGAAAUCAAAAGGUGUCUCCUAUUUGCAAGUUCACACAUUGAAAUAUAACUUCUGUCUAAACAGAAUCUAAACAGUUACCCUCUAACCUACCAGAACACUAAUGAAAAAAUAAAAGAAAAAAAAAAGGCUUGACUACACACAAUCACAAAGAAUUUGCCAAAUAUUUAUUUACUCAAUCAAAACCUGCAUCAGAUAAUCCAUGAUUUCAACAUUCAAAAAGUCACAGUAUACAUAGUGCAUAGUGCAUAAUUGCAAAAUUGUCAGCAAGCGUGAAGCGAUUUUCACAAAGUCAGAAAAAGAUUACAUGACAAGAAAGUAACUGUUCUCAACAGAAUCUGUUCCAAUAUUUUUUCUUGACCAUUAAAACAAAUUGUGUGUAUGAUGACAUGGGGCUGAAUCAACAUCGUAAUCAAAUACAAUUAGCCUUGAACAGGCUCCAGUGUACAUGUGUUAUUUCCUGAAUCAACCUAACACAUGUAGAGCAACUGCCCACAAUUCACUCCACAGUGACGCAUUCACAAAGAUAAGUGAGAAAGAAGACAAAAGUUUGAGCUGUUGUGGUUUUUAGGAGUACAAGUCAUCUUUAAGGCACCAACAUACCACUUGAUUCAAUUUCAACCAAUACAUUUUCUUAGUACGCAGGGUCAUUGCACUAAAUUACAAAUGUCUUUAUGAAAAUCGCUGACAUUUAUUUUUCCCUUGCUAGGGGAAGCAUAUGGUUGAGUUUUCUUGAUCACAUAUGUUAUGACAUUGAAAACCAACAACGGUCAUUAGCUACAGUAAUAUUAAUGCAACAAUCUGUAAAACAAGAACAGCAAAAAUGUUGGACAGUUGGAUAAUCUCUGAAAGACAAACAUACAUUACACCAAAUGACUCAAAUGCUACAAUUGUGUGUAUUAAAAAAAAAAAAUUAAAAAAAAAAAGAGAGUCCCUGUGAUGUUGGCUUGGUUUUAAAGGGAUAGUUCGCCCAAAAAAAAAAAAAAAAAAGGAAA